AAAGUCGGUUAUUCAACGAACGUAUGAACGGUGCCAAAAAUAUUUGAGUUGUAAUUUGACCAUUUCAUUUCGCAACUAAUCGAUAAGUUUAUCAAUAUCGUCAUAAUUGUUCGCUAUCAAUAUUAUUCUCAUUAGGAAAAUUGCUUUUUCUGUAUUUUGUGUUAAUUGAUCAGAAAAGAUGGCUGGUUUUCCAGAUGGCGGAUUCGUGCAAGGAACAGCAGCGGCAGCACCUUCGUCACUUGUGGAAAUCAGCGUCUCGUGCAGGAGUCUCCAGGACAGAGAUGCAAUGUCCAAGUCAGAUCCAAUGUGUGUGCUAUACACCUGGGACAUCCACGGAAAAACUUACCGUGAGGUUGAUCGCACUGAAAUGAUUAAAGAUUCACUGCACCCUGAUUUUGUGAAGAAAUUCACUAUGAACUACUUUUUCGAGGAAAGUCAAAAAUUAAAAUUUGAAAUAUAUGAUGUGGAUUCACCUUCACAAAGGCUGACCUCUCAUGAUUUCCUUGGACGGAUGGAGUGUACGUUGGGGGAAAUAGUUGGGUGUGGAAGUGGUCGCAUUGAAAAACAACUUCUAGGAGUAAUUGGACAGUCAAAAAUUAUUGUGAGAGUAGAAGAAAUCAGCGCUUCCAAGGAGGAGAUCCACAUGAAGCUGAGGGCAACUGGUCUGGACAAUAAGGAUUUCCUGGGAAAGUCUGACCCAUAUCUGGUCUUCUACAGAGCCAAUCCUGAUGGCAGUUACACAAUUACCCACAAGUCAGAAGUGAUAAAAAACUCGCUGAAUCCAACAUGGCGGCCAUUUUGUGUGCCUGCUAAGACCCUGUGCAAUGGAGACCAUGACAGAUUGCUGAAAGUGGAGUGCUAUGACUGGGACUCUGAUGGGAGCAGCCAUGAUCUAAUUGGUGAAUUCACAACAACGCUGAAGGACCUCUUGAAAGCCCCCACUGCCAGCACAGUAUAUCAGUUCAUAAACCCAAAAAAGAAAGCAAAGAAAAGAAAUUACAAGAACUCAGGAGAACUACAAGUUAUGGAGUGCCGAGCUGAGGCUGUACCUUCGUUUCUAGACUACCUUAAAGGAGGUCUUGAGAUGAAUUUCACCGUGGCAAUAGAUUUCACAGCAUCCAACGGCGACCCCAUUCAGCCUACGUCUCUCCAUUACAAUGGGCAGAAUCAGAUCAACCAGUAUGCAGCUGCAAUCCAGGCUGUUGGGGAGAUAAUUCAGGACUAUGACACGGACAAGCUUUUCCCUGUGCUUGGAUUUGGUGCAAAGCUGCAAAAUGGAUCUGUGUCCCAUGAAUUCCCUUGUAACUUCAACCCUCAGAACCCCUACUGUGCGGGUAUUCCAGGCAUCAUGCAGGCCUACUACACGUCUCUACGACAGGUGCAACUGUACGGACCCACAAACUUCUCUCCAGUCAUUAACCAUGUAUCCAGAUUUGCUCAGGCCAAGAGAGACGGGUCUGCCUACUUUGUGCUUCUAAUUAUCACUGAUGGAGCCAUCACAGACUUAGACAACACAAUCAACUCAAUUAUCAACGCGUCCGCUUUGCCAAUGUCUAUCAUCAUAGUGGGUGUAGGCAAUGCACAGUUUGACACUAUGGACGUCUUAGAUGCUGAUGGCCAGAGACUGGGGAUUGGCGGCCGUUAUGCUGAACGUGACAUUGUACAGUUUGUACCAUUCAGAAAUUUCCUUGGUGGACGGUACGGCCCGGAUGUCAGUCUGUCCCAGGCAGCCCUGGCCAAGGCCGUUCUGGCUGAGAUCCCAGACCAGGUGGUGCAGUGGAUGAGAAAGAAUGGCAUCAAGCCCAAGCCUAAGCGGCAGUUUGCCCCCUCCCUGGUGCCUGGUCAGUCCAACCCUGGUGCUCAGGGUCCUACAGUGCAGUCUGGUUACCCCACUGGGGGCCAGCCUGGUCCUUCACCACACUCUCUAGGAGGUCAGGGUGGGCAGCAGUAUCCCCAAGGAGGUACACCACAAAACCCACAAGUUGGUCCGCCGUACCCACAAGGUGGGCCAGGGGGUCUACCAUAUCCACAAGGUCAGGGAGCUCCACCUUACCCACAAGGUGCUCAAGGUAGUUCACCAUACCCACAGGGUGCCCCUGGGGGUCCACCAUACCCACAUGGUGGCCAGGGAGCACCACCUUACCCUCAGGGUGGUCAAAUUGGUCAGCAAUACCCUCAAGGAGGUCCCCCUUAUUCUCAAGGUCAGACUGCACCAUCAUACCAUCAAGGGGGUCAGGGAUCACAACCAUAUCCACAGGCUGGUCAAAGUGGUCAGCAAUACCCUCAAGGAGGACAAGGUGGUCAGCCUUACUCUCAAAGUGGCCCUGGGGCUCCACCAAACCCUCAAGGGAGUCAGGGAGCACCAUACCCUCCAGUAGGCCAAGGUGGUCCACAAUACGCACAAGGGGGUCAGGGAGCUCCCCAUCACACACCAGGUGGACAGGGUGCUCCGCCAUACCCACAGGCAGGUCCCCCCUAUCCGCAAGGAGGCGCAGGAGUUCACCAAUAUCCACAGGGCGGUUCUCCCUAUCCACAAGUAGCUCCAGGAGGUCCCCCCUACCCCCAGGCUGGACCUCAAGGGACCCCCUAUCCUGCUGGCCCAGGACCUUCAUCUGCCCCCUCAGCUCCCCCUGGGGCUCCACAAAGGCCUCCUCCAACAUACCAAAGCCUUCAGAAAUAGAUGUUUUAUUGUAGGCAUUAAAUUAGAUGUUUUAUUGUAGGCAUUAAAUAUUUUUAUUAUAUUAGCUUUUAUUGGACAUUUUAUAUUUAAUUAGUAUGCUUAGCGGGGAAAUGUAACCUUAUUUAUUGAAUUGCAUUUACUAGUACAUUGGACAGUUUUAUGGUCCAACAAGUCAUCAUGGAGCUUAAAUACAUGAUAAAUGUUCGGAAGUUUUGCUUUUGUUUUUCUAAUAUUUAUAGUCAACAAAAUAUUAAGUGAACUAUCCUAUCCACAAUGUCCAUGUCUUAGUUUUGUAGUUUCCUACUGUCACAUUUAUUUCUUUAUAAUCAUGAAACUUGCUGUGAACAUUUGUUAUGAUGAAAUCAUGUUUGUGUUUGGAAAUGUUUCUGGUUCAAUGAACAACAUGACCACUAGGGGGAAAGACAGUUUUCCUUAAAUGGCUACAGUAAAACCUUGUGAAUACUCUAUCGGUCUUAUUUAUAUGCCUUAUUUUCAUGAUAUAUACUCUGAACAUUUGUCACAAUUAUAUUUUUGCCGUUUAUGAAACUGGGUCCCAUUUGUUCUUAAUCUAGGUUACUACAUCAAAUUAAGGAAACAACUUGUGAAUAAUAAAGAGUUAAGCUUAUCACCCAAUCUUCUUGGGUCUAAACAUCUGUCCCAAUUAUAUCUUGCUUAAGUUCAAAGUUGUGUGUAUGGGAUCACAAACUAGGACCAGAGAUUUAUCAAAAGAAAACACUAGAGGCCAAUUUUCUGGCCCAAUCUUCAUGAAACUUGAUCAGAACUUUUUUCCCCAUGAUAUUUUUGCCAAUUUUUAUACUGCGGCAUAAAAAAAUCAAGGUCACUAGGUAAAAUUGAAAGAAAUAUUUGUGAAUAUGAGAGGCCACAUUUAUUGACCAAUAUUCAUGUUACAUUCUCAGAACAUGUCUGAUAAUUAUAUUACAACAGAGUUUGAAAGUGUGUCAUGGGCAGUUAUAAACUCGGUCACAAGGUCAAAUUAUAGAAAUCUAGUGAGCACUAAAGAUGGUAAAUUUAUAACUAGUUCUUUUUGAUAAUUUGUCUAGAAUGAAGUCUCAACCAAGUUUGUAACUUUAUCAGGUGGUGUCAAAAACUAGGUUGAAUUAAAGAAAAGGCUUGUGAACACUAUUGAGGCUACAUUUAUUGCCAUAUGUUCAUGAAACUUUAUCUUAACAUUUGGUCAAAUUAUUUCACUGCCUAGUGAGGUAUGAUUCCUGUCUAUUGAAAAACAUAAGGCAUGAAAUUUUUUUAUGUGGUUUUAGUAAAACCAUAUGAACCAUUUAGAAAUCAUAUUUUUACCCAGUCAUUGUGUAACAUGCCAAGAACAUAAACAAGAGGGCCAUGGGCCCUAAGGACCUCGCUUGACCCUGAGAUGUUUUUAAACGAACCAGAACCCUUUUCGAACUCGGCAGAUACAUCAUUUGAACAACUUUGACCAAGAUUCAUGAAGAUUGGACUAAAAAUGAGUGUUCACAAAUUUUCAACUGUAAAAUUAUAAGGAAAACUGCUCUCCCCCUUGGUGGCAAUGUUUCUUGAACAAAAACCAUUUUCAAACUCAUCUGAGACAUUAUUAGAACAAGUGUUUUGACCAAGUUUCAUGAUAAUUUUGACUAUAAAUGCGACUUAUAGUUUUAAGAUGCUUUUUCAUGUUUGUAUACACAAAAUAUUGUGAUAUGACAUCUGGGCUAGGUUUGAAAGUGAUUGUGGUUUGUUCAAGAGCAUGGUUGCCAGUUGUUGUUGCUGCAGUUAUAUUGUGAAACACUUCCUGCUCGGAUUAGUAAAAAAUUUUGGGGUCUCAGGUGUGUGCUAAAUAGUCUUUGUCUUUCUUGUUUGUUAUGAGUGCAUUUUUGAAAUAUAAACAAAAGAGCUGUUGAUCAACGAUAAGAAAUUACCAUGUUGUAAAACACAAACAAUUAACUAACCAAUGGCGAGGUAACUCUAUAAACUUUUGUCUUCAACAUUUUCAAGUAGACCAUUCAUAGAUUUAUAUCAAUACAACUAUGAGCGAUAUUGAACUGUGUCUGAAAAUAAUUUAAAUGUAUUUCCUCAAACUGUACAUAUACUUUUCAGAUAUGAAUUGUUAUUGGUAUCAUGAACAUGUAUUUUCCAAGUUUUAGAAAGUUAAUGUGACUGGCAAAUAUAUUCCUAGGUGGUUUAUGUGUUAAGUAUGACUGUUUAAAAUUUAGUGCAAUAUUUGUGUGUGUUUUCUUCUGAAUAAAUCUCCCAUUUAAGGGACCUGCAAUAACAUAAAAGCAAUAAGUGUAUGUCUGGCUGAUUGUUAUUGCUAUUUCAUGUUGUUACAGGUGCUGCUGCUUUGUCAAUUAAUUAUAACUUCAUAUUUUAUUUUUCCGAACAUUUUUAAUUUUCGUGUAAAAAUUUAGUCUGCAAGUGUUCAAAACCACCUACCGGUAUGAAUAAGUAUUAAUGUUUGUUCUAAUGUUACCGUUGUUCUUAAAUAUUGAUCAACAUUAGAUAUAAUUAACUGUGUGUUUUUGUGCUAGGAACUAUAUAUAAUGCACAAAGAAAAAACUUUUCAUUAAUGAUUACUGAUUGUAACUUUUCAUUAAAUAUGUUAUUCGGGUUAUUAAGUCCAACAUAACUAGCAUUAAGAUAUAUUUUUAAAUCUUGUCAUUUUAAUAUUUAUCUUUGAUUAUUUCUUUAUAUUUUUGAUAUUUGUUGCUGUCUUAUUCUCAUACUAUAAACUGUUAAUACAAAUUUCAGCUUCU
This is a messenger RNA of Dreissena polymorpha, 5421 nucleotides long. Its product is annotated as copine-8-like. The record is from RefSeq and is a predicted model, not a curated record. Gene Ontology annotation, molecular function: calcium-dependent phospholipid binding. The coding region runs from base 179 to 2680 and encodes 833 amino acids. The transcript is spliced from 20 exons. Gene Ontology annotation, cellular component: plasma membrane. NCBI's taxonomy places the organism in Eukaryota, Metazoa, Mollusca, Bivalvia, Myida, Dreissenidae. Gene Ontology annotation, biological process: cellular response to calcium ion.